UCUAUCUAUCUAUCUAUCAACCAAUCAAUCAAUCUAUCUAUCAAUCUAUCAAUCAAUCAUUCAACGAGCUAAUAUAUCAAACUUGUAGUAUUGAUUUACUCAACAAGUUUCUAAAUAUAAAAGCAAAAUGAGCGCUUACUAAAAGUAUUAGUAACCCUUUCUAUAUAACGCAACAAAGAAAUUUAUUUAUAUUUCUAUAUGAUUCGUUGAUGUUUACGUUUCAAAUAGAAAAAAGUGUAAUCGUUUAUCACUUUUACUUAGGCCUAACUUUUUUGUAUUUAUCGACAAAUUUUCUUAUCACGACAGUUUUAAUUUAUGUAUUAAACUACGAAUUAAAUCAUUAACUUUAUUUAAAAUUACCAUCACCAAAGAAGUGAAUGAUCCUGUCUGAUUUUUUUCUGUUCCCGCAAUCAGUUCCCUAUCGCCCUCAGUGAAAUCUCAUUGGUUAAGGCCUAAUACCUACCCCGACGUUGAUUGGCUAACAGGCGAAUUAUAUUUGACCAAUGCGUGUAGUGAGCUCGCAAAGUGUAGAGCCUUACAAUAGUUGCAUUCAUCGUAAACACACUAUAAGCACACCUGACUUAUUAACCAAUCAAGAGAUAGAAAGCAUGGGUCUACGAUCACCAGCACACCAACAGUGAUUAUUGAAGAGAUCAGCUGCAGAUGGCCGGAGGCUAUCCUGGACGUAUUACCGGAUCUCAAGGAAAAUACUGAAACAUCUUUAGCCUUCCUAUCGAUCCCAGUAGCAAGACGAUACCUGACAAAAGUUAGGCCUGAGUAAAGCAUCAAGAGCAGUUGGAAAUAUGAUGGCCUCGGACGGGCUUAGUCCCGCGUGUACUCUCUGGCUACUAGCUACCACAUUCAUCGUUCUCAUGUUUGUCUCCUCACCGGCAACAAAUAAUAGUUUAGAAAUUGUCAGUUUACCGAAAACAUCAAAGAAUGACAGAACAAGAAAUAGUUUCUUGAAACCUCAAGAUACAAAUGAAAUGAAACUUUAUAAAAACUUUCAUAUAAAUGAGAAUUCUGAAGAUAGGCAAACAGAUUCAUCCAAUCAUUUAAAAGUGCAAUAUCGGAUAAGUAGAGACAUAAGUUAUAGUGUGUUAGGGGAAUCAGUAUCAGGGGACAGUAUCAUGGACGAUGUGCAGACGAUAAACACUGAAGAUUAUUAUACAUAUGAUUAUUACGCUGAUGCCAUUGGAGAGGAAAACAUGCAAACAAGAAAUAAGCGGUCCAGCGCGGUUCUUCUUGACGAGAGUAAUUCUGAGUUUUUGUUGAAAAGGUUAGCAGAGAUGGUCGGUAAUUUUGAUAGCAAGUAUAUACCGAAUUUUACGACACCAAACCCAAAUAUUGAAAUAACAAUUGAAGUAAUAAGUGGGACGGACAAUGAUGCAGAAGUUUACAACUCAAACACUGGGCAAGAUAAUGUAGGCCCGUGGGGUGACUGGACAGCGUGUUCUGUAUCGUGCGGACACGGGUUGCGGCAACGCUCACGAUCUUGCUAUUCUACGAGAUGCGUUGCAUCAGAAACCCAGGAAUGUGAUUUCCAACCAUGUCCUGAAACAUCGUCAGUGGUUUACCAAACUAGUCCAGUUCCUGUCAGUAUUGCAGAAAAAGAUAACUGCGAAGAAUGGAUGGCAUGCAAGGAUCAACUGACGCCAUAUUUUGAGAGUCUGCCGAGUUGUCCCUGUUCAUAUCCAACUACUAUCUUCGAUACGGGUGCUAUAUGGGAUGAAGCGAGUGAAACGUGGUUUAACUGGGAAGACGCCAGUCGACAAGAAGACCACUUAGAUAUCUUCAAACCGACUGCAAAAUAUUGUAUUCGUUCGCUUCACUCUGAGCAUACCACUAGUUCAGCAUCUCAACAAUGUUGUUACAACGAUAAACUCAAGUUGAUAACGCGUGGGCCGGGAGCUGGCACCCCGCAGUUAAUUAGCGCAAAAAUUUCCGAAGAAUUGCAUUAUAAAAUUGAUAUUCUUCCGUGGAUUAUUUGCAAAGGCGAUUGGACAAAAUAUAACCAAGUUCGACCUCCAAAUAAUAAAGCUGGCUGUCGAGAAUUUCCAAAUGAUUCCGAUAUGAUUCGGUAUAUUGAACAAGUCACGGAUUUUUAAUAUCAAAUCGUAUUAAUUUGAGAAAGUGCCAAAACAAGACUGAAGUCCAUUCCACAAACUUUGUACCUGAUACAUUAAAAUGUUUAUCGUUAUGUACAUUUUAAUGUGUCCAUUACAUUCGUAAUGUAGUUGAUAAUUGUUGACAACAGUGUGAGAUAUUUUACACGACAAAUUUCACACAGUUCAUUAUUUCGUUUUACGUACGUCAUGUAUUCCAAACGGGUUAUAUCUAUUUUUUUCUUCAUUUUUUCCAUUUUUUUUUAUUGGCAGUUUUCAUACCGUGUUGACGGAAUUAUCUUGACCAGCCUUUUCUCGUUUCAUCUUUUGAUUUUGAAAUUAUGAAAGUUUGAAGUAGGUCAGAGAAUCAGCAUGGUACGAAAAUAAAGUUGAAUAAUGAUUUUGAAAAAAUCUCAGGCGCGCCGCCAACGAAAUUAUUUUCUUCAAUGUCAAACGAGGGCGCUUUUUAUAACAAAUCAGGGUAUUCAGAGUCGUUCUGUAAAUAUUAUGUAUUAUGAAAAAAAGCCAAAAUGUACAUUUUAUAUUUCAACUAUCACCACGUGGGUGAAAAUAUAGAUUUACAUUUAUAUUACGUAUUUGCCUUUCGGAAAACAUAUUCAAAGGACAUUUAUUAUUCAUGUUAUAACCUUGUCUAAUGUCGUCUUGAUAUAAUAUUAUCAAUAAUUUGUAAUUAUUUAGCAAUGUUAAACAGCAUUUGAACUGGAUGAUACACGCACUCAUCGUUGGAAAUAUCUUAGCAUAUGUACUUUAAACAAACUAAUAUUGAUAUAAUGUGUGUUGUUAAAAACCUUGUUUUUGUCUUAAAUUUAUAUACAGUAAUAUAAACAAUGGCUACAAUAUUAGCCGCUACACCGCUAAUAAAAAUGUAUUACUGUAUGCAGAAAAUUAUCAUUUUCAUCAAUAUAUACAGUAUAAAAGAAAGCUGAAUCAUUGUUUAAUGUUUUUGCAAAAAUAAAUUGACAGUGUCGUAAACGUUAUUUUACAUUUUCAACACUAUGUUUAACACAAUGAGCUAUAUGUUGGUAUAUUAAUCCUAGUAUAUUUUCUUAAAAGAAUUCUGACAUAAUAUUAGUAACAUGCUAACAAUUCUGUAUUAUUACAUCAUUCGUUAGACGUGUUUUCAAACGUAUUGUCAAGGCGUUUGCAAACUUAUCAUCAAGGCAAAGGCCUCCAAAAGAAUGUGCUCGAAAUGUUAAUUACAAACUGUGAGUGACUGCUCGAUUACAUCAUUUCAAAACAUAGGAAGCACUUUUCCGUCGAUAGGUCAUGCUAAGCGCCCUCUCACAGUGUUGUACUAAUCGUUGUUCCUGGGUGGCCGAGACAUGGAUAUGUGCCUUAAUAUGUUCAGUUUAGAGAGAUCUGUAACACCUUUUUUUUUCGCUUUGCAAAAAAGUACAUCAUUGUCGCGUAUAGAUUACAUAUAAUGUAUUGCACCCAAUUACAGUGCUCUGCAGGUUUUAACAAAUGGACCCGAAAUUAUAUAUGACAUCAUAUCGUGAGACACUUCAAACUCCAGUUAAACACAAUUCAUUGAUCACUUCAACCCAUUUACUAUAGUUACGGUAUUGAAUUACGGUAUAAAAUUUGGAAAUGCAUGUAGGUCUCAAUACUAUUACGCCUUUUAGGUCACAAUUUGUUACCGUACUAUUUUAUAUAUUAUAUAUACGUUGCCUGGAAAAAUAAUCAUUAAACACAUUGGUAUUUAUUGAGAAACGUCA
Molecule: messenger RNA, 3844 nt
Organism: Anneissia japonica
Lineage: Eukaryota; Metazoa; Echinodermata; Crinoidea; Comatulida; Comatulidae
Product: isthmin-1-like
Exons: 6
Coding region: 804-2108 (434 amino acids)
Source: RefSeq, a predicted model, not a curated record